AUGACCGAGUGCAUUCAUAACAUCAAUCUCCACAACUUCAGCAAUUCUGUACUUGAGACCCUCAAUGAGCAGCGCAACCGCGGGCACUUCUGUGACGUGACUGUUCGGAUCCAUGGAAGCAUGCUGCGAGCCCACCGGUGCGUGCUGGCCGCUGGGAGCCCCUUCUUUCAGGACAAGCUGCUCCUCGGCUACAGUGACAUUGAGGUCCCCUCUGUAGUCUCGGUGCAGUCCAUCCAGAAGCUGAUAGACUUCAUGUACAGCGGGGUCCUGCGGGUGUCCCAAUCGGAAGCUCUCCAGAUCCUCACUGCUGCCAGCAUCCUGCAGAUCAAGACGGUCAUCGAUGAGUGCACCCGCAUCGUGUCCCAGAAUGUGGGCCUGGCCGGGCCAGGGGGGUUCCCUGUCAACCCAGGGGACUCUGGGCAGGAGACGCCCCGGGGCACGCCUGAGUCAGGCACCUCUGGGCCCAGCAGCGAUGCAGAGUCAGGGUACAUGCAGGCCACGUCCCAGCAGAGCCUUGAGCGUGCCUACACAUCGCUGUACUCCUACUCUGGCCUUUCAUUGCAGAAUGGAACCCGUGAGCGCUCCCACUACGUAACCAGUAUGACAACAAGCUACGACCCAGCCCUCAGCACGCAGAAGGACCAGCAUGACCCGCCAUGGAUCACCCGCAUCCAUGAGAGAUCACAGCAGAUGGAACGCUUCCUAUCCACUCCUGAGACCACCCACUGCCGCAAGCAGCCCCGGCCGGUACGCAUACAGACAGGAGGUAUUCACAUAAAGCAGGAGGCAGAGGACGAGUACAGCAGCUAUGGUAUGGAUGAGUGCACAGAAGACACUGACCACGUUGAGGGUGUGGAGAGUGAACCGAAGGGUGAAAGCUUUGACUCAGGGGUAAGCUCCUCCAUCGGUACUGAGCCAGACUCCGUGGAUCAGCAGCAGUACCUGGUUGGCUUUGGGAGGGAAGGGGGUGGAGAGGGGCAACAGUGCGAGGGGACCCCAGUGCAGAUCGAGGUCAAUGACUCCUCCCCAGAGCAGAUGCAUGAGAUGGAUGACAGGGGCACAUCCCACAACACUAGCGACAGUAACAUGUUGCAGCCCCUGCCCAACCCAAUCAUGGCCCAGUCCCUGCCAAGUGCCCCACUCUACAUGUGUCAGGCCGAAACUCACACCAGCAACCUGAGGAUGCCGCUCACCAUGACCAGCAACACCCAGGUAAUGGGCACAGCCGGCAACUCCUACCUGCCCAACCUCUUUGCCACACAGUCGGCCAGCAACAACAAGCCCUUCCUCUUCAGCCUGCCACAGUCCAUGGGAGGCCAGCAGCCCCAGUUUGUGGCCGUGCCGCCCCCUAGUAUGCCCCCAUUCCCUCAGCAGUUGAUGGUACAGCAGCAUGCAGCGCGGGAACAGCAGCAGGCGGCCCAGAUGGGGCAGGGGGAGAAGAAGCCCUAUGAGUGCACUCUCUGCACUAAAACCUUUACUGCUAAACAGAACUAUGUCAAACACAUGUUUGUGCACACUGGUGAGUACACUGGCUCCUUUUACCAUUUUGCAUGUAACAAACCACUUGCCAUGAGUGGUUUGGGGUUGAAAUAAUUUCCUUAUACAUUUGCAAACAUAAAAUACACAAAUGCAAAGAAUGGUUCUUUAAGUUUAGAUGUAGCAAUGGAUAAAUGUGUCUUUUGUUAAAUGGCUUGACAUAUUUAGGCUAUUUCUUGAUGGAUGGCUAAAAACAAAACAACUAUUUUACUAGCAUAAUGAAAAUUACACAGGUUUUCUGUGCAUGAAAGAAGUAUUAAUUUUAGGGAUUGACAUUAAGGGUUCCCCUACUGACCAACCAAGUGAACUUUCUGGUUUCUCCCCUCAUUGAAUUCAUGGCAGUCGGGCAAGUUGAGUCUGCUCUGUGGUUUCCCCAUUGGUCAGGUCGAUUUUUUAAAACUGAAAACAACCAAACUGCAAAUAAUUCCAGUAGCCUAAAAUGUAUAUUUUUGGUUCCUCCCCAUUGUUUAAGUGAAAGACAAACCAUUUCUGGCAUUUUAUGGCCCUAGCUGUUUACACACAGAAAUGCCACGAAUUGUAUUUCACUUAAACAAUGGAGAUGAACCAGAAAGACCUGUUUUAGGCUACCUUAAUGUCAAUCCCUGAUUUUGAUUCAGCUGAGUGUACAAAUUAGUUAAAAGGCUCUGUCACAUUGAAAAAUGAACUGUGGCUGCCUGCAUCAUAGCUGAUAUUCUGUAUUUGAUUAAUACAGUGAGUGAUAUUUAAUGUCCUGUCAAUUAAGCUAGUACUGUAAAAUAUGACACAUUGAUUACUAUUUGUAAUUUAGAGUUUUAUCAGUGGGUGGUGGUUGGUGCAUAAAUAUUGCAAGGUAAAUAAAGGGACGGCAACUACCACUGAGCAGGACGUUGGAAGGGGUUCAAAUUCUCCCAGAACCCAUAAUUGGGCUCUUCAUAUUCCAGUUAAGAGCAGAAUGAAACAGCAAUGAAUGAUGCACAUGGUAUUUUAAAUAGUUUCGAAAAUAUAUUCAAGCUGAGAUACCUAUUCAUAAACUGAUGGAGGACGAGUGUGCCCAUCAACAAUGGCUGCUUGGCAGUGAGGUCAAACUUUCUUAGGGCAUUGGGUUUAACUUGUUUUGUGACGGGCACAAACCACGUUAAUUUGCAAAACUACAUUUUCAAGGCUACAUUGGAAGAAUUGAGUUGCGCUGUCAAUGUCCUUCGUUGUUUAGCAGGGUUUUGUCCGUUUUUGCCUCCCAUUUUUCAUCCUAAUGACUGUGACUUCUGUGUAUAUUCAGGUGAGAAACCACAUCAGUGCAGCAUCUGCUGGCGCUCGUUCUCCCUGAAGGAUUACCUAAUCAAACACAUGGUCACUCACACAGGGGUACGUGCCUACCAGUGCAGCAUCUGUAACAAACGCUUCACCCAAAAGAGCUCCCUCAACGUCCACAUGCGGCUGCACCGUGGAGAGAAGUCCUACGAGUGCUACAUCUGCAAGAAGAAGUUCUCUCACAAGACCCUGCUGGAGAGACAUAUGGCUCUGCACAGCACAGUGGGCGCCAUCACGGGGCUGUCGGGAGCAGCAGGCGCCGGUGGCCCUGUCUCCAUUCCCAUGGCCGUGCCCGAACCCGGCGCCGGAGUUGUGGCCCUCGCCAUGCCCGUCAGCGGAGGCGCCGGAAUAGGGGGUGGGGUCGGAACAGGAGUGGGUGUGGCUGCGGAAGCAAGCUGCCAAGAAGGGACCACCUAUGUGUGCUCCGUCUGCCCUGCCAAGUUCGACCAAAUUGAGCACUUCAAUGACCACAUGCGAAUGCACGUCUCCGAUGGAUAA
This is a messenger RNA of Coregonus sp. 'balchen', 3321 nucleotides long. The record is from the annotation of a GenBank genome assembly. NCBI's taxonomy places the organism in Eukaryota, Metazoa, Chordata, Actinopteri, Salmoniformes, Salmonidae.